CUGAGAUCUUUAAUACGUGGUGUAAUAUUCUUAAGCGUGUCCAAAUAGUGCCCUUUGGCUGCUCAGAUUCCCAGCUGCUGGAGAAAUGAGGCUGCGAACAUAUGCUGUUGCUCAAGGGGUGCGGCCAGAGCAAAUAAUUUUCACAGAUGUUGCAAUGAAACAUGAACAUAUCAGGCGCAGUGCUUUAGCUGAUCUCUGUCUCGACACCCCUUUAUGCAAUGCACAUACUACUGGCACGGACGUGUUAUGGGCUGGUUUACCUAUGGUGAUGCUGCCUCAUGAGAAAAUGGCUACACGGGUUGCUGGUUCACUUUGUCUAGCAACUGGUUUGGGGGAGGAGAUGAUUGUGAACUGUAUGAAUGAAUACGAAGAAAGGGUCGUCACAUUGGCAUUAAAUAGACAGAAGCUUCAGACUCUUACCAAUAAACUCAAGGCAGCUCGUUUAACUUGCCCUCUUUUCGACACAGCACGCUAGGUGAGGAAUCUGGAAAGUUCUUACUUCAAAAUGUGGAAUCUGUAUUGCUCGGGGCAGCAGCCCCAACACUUCAAAGUCACUGAAAAUGACUUUGAUUUCCCUUAUGAUAAAUAAGAACAAACGGGGAUUGUAGAUAAAGAAUGAAGAGGAUAUAUUUAUAUAGAACAA
Molecule: messenger RNA, 643 nt
Organism: Hibiscus syriacus
Lineage: Eukaryota; Viridiplantae; Streptophyta; Magnoliopsida; Malvales; Malvaceae
Product: probable UDP-N-acetylglucosamine--peptide N-acetylglucosaminyltransferase SEC
Exons: 6
Coding region: 86-475 (129 amino acids)
Biological process (GO): protein O-linked glycosylation
Molecular function (GO): protein N-acetylglucosaminyltransferase activity
Source: RefSeq, a predicted model, not a curated record